Messenger RNA from Fomitiporia mediterranea MF3/22, 1360 nucleotides. RefSeq lists its product as uncharacterized. The record is from RefSeq and is a predicted model, not a curated record. NCBI's taxonomy places the organism in Eukaryota, Fungi, Basidiomycota, Agaricomycetes, Hymenochaetales, Hymenochaetaceae. Bases 1 to 1200 code for a protein of 399 amino acids. The transcript has 6 exons.
AUGUUCCACUUCAAGACCCUCCUUGCUUUCGUUCUUGCUGCAACCGCUGUCUCUGCGGUCCCACUCCAAAAGCGCAUCGCACAAACUAUCGCUGACUCUACCGCUGAUUGGGAGAAAGCUUGUCUUGCUGCGGGUGGCGCGGGCAAAUGCAACCCAAUUUCACAGACGGCAUUCACGAGCUUGCUCGCUGCAGGAGGCAACUGUGACCAGCAAGAUGCUGCGGAUCAGAUGAUUGACCUUGCGAAGCAGCUGAACAACGACGCAGACAUGAUCCGCCUUGCGCAGAUCUUUGUCCAACAGCCUCGUAACGCUCCGGACAGUCUUCAAGUCCCUUACUGCCAAACAGCGCCGAAGAACGCGGAGCUCAACGGAUUCUUCCACUGCCAGUUCGCCGGCUCUGACUUCACCAAGUUUAGCGGCGACCAGACCGGGAACCUUCCACUCGGAUUGAACGCAGUCAACCCUCCCGGCUCUUGCCCUGCAAAGACGGACGGCCCAGUCCCGGAUGGUGUACAGCUCAACACGCUGGUUCAGAGCCCAGGAACUCCUGAGGGCGCUAGUGGAAGCGCCUCGGGCUCUGGUGGAGCAGGUGCCUCAGGCUCAGGCGCCGGUGCGAGCGAUUCAGGUGUAGAUGCGAGCACAGCAGUCUCCGGUGCAGAUGCAACAGCAACAGCAACUGCCACAGACGCUCCGUCCACAAUCGCCGUCGGAGCUGGCAAAGGUGUGUCUGGCGCCUCGAACAAUAUUCCUGCAACAUGCCCAACUAAAGUGGUUAAUGGUUCAGGCGCUUCAGGCGCUUCAUCGGUGGACUCCGGAGUGGGUGACGCGACUACAGCUGCUCCUGCGGCUGCUUUCUCUCCUGCGACUGGAGCUGGGUCUGCUACUGGAUCCGGAGCGGCUCCUGCAGGCACAAAGCCCUUCACACUUCAGAAUGGUCUUGACGCGCAAAAGGGCAACGCAGCAGCUGCGGACUUGAGUGAGGGCUCUCCUUGCACAGAUGGUGAGACCACCUGCGCUGGUACACAAGUUGGUCAAUGCGCUGGCGGUAAGCUUGUCACCACUGCCUGCUCUGGUGGCACGCAAUGCUUUGUCCUUCCUCUCGUCAACAAGGCCGGUACUUCUGCUGCUUGCACGACUGAGGCAGAUGCUUCCGCUCGUAUUGCGGCUACAGGUGCAACUGGUGGUAUCACUGGAGCUUGAAGAUCGGUGGGUAAUAGGUGUCAGAGUAGCUUAAUGACAUAACGAAACCAUAUCUGGGAGUUGGUCGUAACUUAUCUCUAUCUCUGUUUGCAUUUGUUGUCGUUCACAUUGUAUAAACAACCAUAUCACCCGAGUGCUCAACUUAUUCUUCUACCUUCUC